UCGACACACACGCGACGACACUUCAGUUCCGCCGUAGCUUUGCUCUCUGAGGCUCCGCGUGACAGAAGAACGGAACGGAACCGAACCGAACCGGUGUCAUGAGCUCUGAGAACUCGAGUGCAGAACUUCUGUUUCCUCUGCGGAAUCUCUUCAACUGCGUGAGAUCCACACGAGAUCGCGUCAGAGAUGGAGAGUCAAAUGAAAGCAGCGGCUCGUUCAGUUUGUUGACUUUCUGGGAGACUUUAGAUCAAGCGGUUAAGGCAACAUCUCAAGAAGCAACCAAACUCAGUUUAAUCUUCUCCAAGCCUCCGUUGCCCUCAGAGCAGGACUGUGUUAAGUUAACAGAUUCUGUUCAGAAGAGCGUCUUGACCUUAUCAACAGUUUACUUCUGGUUACCAAAGAGUCAAGGUGUUACGCUGAGGAAAGCAGUUCGAGAUGCGACCGCUGAAGUUUUGGAGGGUUUGGUUCAGCUGUUGGAUGUUAUUCUCUCUUCUCCUCUACAGAGUUUGUCUCAGGAUCAGUUGACCUCGACCGGAGGAGUCUGGGCCGCCUGUGAUCAGUUUCAUCAGCUUCCAAAAGAUAAUCGCUCGGCUGUAUUGAGAGUCUUGACAUCAUAUAUUGGUUUGGUGAAAGAUGCCCUGGAUGAAAUGGAGCAGGCUCUAGCUGAAGCUCAGGACCCGUUUGGAGACAUCUUAGAUGAUGAUGAUGAUGAAAUGGACGUCCGUGGUAACCAGGACACAUACUGGUCACAGUGGGACCGUCAGCUCAUCGGUCAGUGUCAGGGUCUGAUGAAGGCAUCUGGUGCGUGUCUGCGUAAACUCACUUCUGCUGUCAGAAACAAUGGACAGGUGGAGACGGAAGAGAAGAUCGCACAGUUAGAUGAUCUGGCAGAUAUAGCCAAAGAGAUCAGUCCCAGUAUUGAUGACCUCACUCUCUCUCUUUAUCCACCCGUGGACCGCUGUGCUGUGGAUGAGAAUGUUUGUAAACUGUCAGUUGUGCUAAAGAAAGUCCUAGAGAUCAUAAGGACGAGUCAUGUUUGCAUGGAGGCAGAUUUAUCCUGGGUGGAGUUUCUGGAUGGAGCUGUCAAUCACAAUCUGGAGAAAAUCCAAUCACUGCUGCGUGACUCCAGCUCAUAGCGGUCAUUCAUUCAUUCACUCACUCAAGAGAGUUAACCAAACUAAACUAAAUCUCAUUGACAUGAAUUCUGGACUUAUUUCUUAAGAGUGAAGUCAUCUUUUCAUGUUAUGUUUGGAUGAAUGAUCUGUGUAUUGCGUCAUGUUAUAUAAUAUAUGUGUGUGUGUGUGUGUGUGUGUGUGUGUAUUUAAGUGGAUUCUUCACCUCAGCUUUUAUAGCAGCAGUGUUUGUAAAGGUUUAGUUCAGCACAAACACACACUUUAUUUUUAAUUUUUAUUGACAGAUAAAAACAUGCAUUUGCAAUAAUCUUAAUUAUUUAAUUUACAUCAUGAACAUAACAACUUUAAUAUUUACAUGUAACUGUGCUAUUCAGAAUAAAACAGCAGGAUGAUGAUGAUGAUGAUGACUUUAA
This is a messenger RNA of Paramisgurnus dabryanus, 1546 nucleotides long. It is a transcript of the gene ccndbp1, whose product is annotated as cyclin D-type binding-protein 1. Lineage: Eukaryota; Metazoa; Chordata; Actinopteri; Cypriniformes; Cobitidae. Gene Ontology annotation, cellular component: nucleus. The record is from RefSeq and is a predicted model, not a curated record.